Plutella xylostella (diamondback moth) is the source of this 553-nucleotide messenger RNA. Its product is annotated as histone H3. Gene Ontology annotation, cellular component: nucleosome. The record is from RefSeq and is a predicted model, not a curated record. NCBI's taxonomy places the organism in Eukaryota, Metazoa, Arthropoda, Insecta, Lepidoptera, Plutellidae. Gene Ontology annotation, molecular function: structural constituent of chromatin; DNA binding; protein heterodimerization activity.
CGAAACGCGAUGGUUUUUAUUCGUCCCCUUCUGUUCAUCGCGCGCGCCCGUCGCUACGCUACGAUACAACAAUGGCCCGUACCAAGCAGACUGCCCGCAAGUCCACCGGAGGCAAAGCGCCCCGCAAGCAGCUCGCAACUAAGGCUGCUCGUAAGAGUGCGCCCGCCACCGGAGGUGUGAAGAAGCCCCAUCGUUACAGGCCCGGUACCGUCGCUCUUCGUGAGAUCCGUCGUUACCAGAAGAGCACUGAGCUUCUGAUCCGCAAGCUGCCGUUCCAGCGUCUCGUGCGUGAGAUCGCGCAAGACUUCAAGACUGACCUGCGUUUCCAGAGCUCCGCCGUUAUGGCCCUCCAGGAGGCCAGCGAGGCGUACCUCGUCGGUCUUUUCGAAGACACUAACCUGUGCGCCAUCCACGCGAAGCGUGUCACCAUCAUGCCGAAAGACAUCCAGCUCGCUCGCCGUAUCCGCGGUGAACGUGCUUAAGCGGUGGCUGCAUCGUGCAUUACGCGCACCUCGUUCGCUGUAACAAAACGGCCCUUUUCAGGGCCACAAAA